Molecule: messenger RNA, 8288 nt
Organism: Gavialis gangeticus (Gharial)
Lineage: Eukaryota; Metazoa; Chordata; Crocodylia; Gavialidae
Gene: TRPM6
Product: transient receptor potential cation channel subfamily M member 6
Exons: 39
Coding region: 1129-7272 (2047 amino acids)
Biological process (GO): protein tetramerization; monoatomic cation transmembrane transport; protein phosphorylation
Cellular component (GO): apical plasma membrane
Molecular function (GO): monoatomic cation channel activity; protein serine/threonine kinase activity; ATP binding
Source: RefSeq, a predicted model, not a curated record
UAAACUAUAUAUAUGUCCAUGCUAGAAAAGCUUCCUAUAUUAUGGGGCUUCUACUACCAGUCUGUUCAGCAAAAAUCCUUAGUAGAAAUGUGGCUUCUGGUUGCAAAGUUUGGUUUUGUGAUUUUUUUUUUUUUUAAUCUCUCUACUAGCUUUGAAAGACGGUAAUUCUGUCCACUGAAGUCAGAAAAAUGUUAUAGCUGCAUUAGCGCACAGAGUUUUACUCAGGAUAUAAAUACCCAAUUGUUCUGGUACAAUGUUUGUUUUGUGACUCAGUAUUGAUCUUAUCAAAGUUCUUAUCUGUGUCACUUGGCACUUAAGUCCUCUGUUGCUCAGUUGUCUUAUGAUAAGAUCAAGAGUUCAGCAAACAUCAAAAAAUAGACAGGCAUUUAUACAGAAAAUUGGAAAAUCCACAAUUGCGCUAGUAUUAAAAAAAUAAUAAUGUCAUAAACCUUGCAAGUAUAAGCCAGUUACCCCCAGUUUUAGGACAGCAUUCUUCACUCUGAACAGUUAAUUCAUAAUGGUUCAUCUGGGGGAUUUUUGCACAUCUUCCUGCACGAGAUGGAACAGGCUACAGUUAGUGACAUAUUGGACUAGAUGGGCCACUGAUCUGGUAUAGCAAUUCUUACAUUCCAUAGCUGAUGCUAACUUUUAGAAAAAACUAUUCGGUUGGGCUUAUUUCAGAACAUACAGUUAUAACCUUGACACUGUAGGUGGCAAUGUGUAUACACAGUUAAGUACUGUGAAACUGUAAAAAAAAAAAUCUUCAUUAGAAUGCUUCUAUCCUGAACUGCUGGUGAAAAUUCAGGCAGGUGACAUCAUGAAUGUUAAUCAUUUCCUUACUGUAAUAUAUAAAUGAAGCCAGAUCAAGUUACAAGUUCUUGAAUACAAGGUGGUAUACAAGGUCUUCGAUUGAAUUACUGAAGAAAUAUUUUUUCUGAGUUUUCAGUCCAUCUGUUUCCUGCCAUCAAAGAUUUUCAGUUUAAGCACAUGGAAAUUUGCAGUCAUUGUUUCUUUGCACUGUUUCCAUUAGUUGCAACUGCAAAGCAAGCUUUAUCUGAUUGUGUAGUGGAUGGAAACUGCGGACUAAAAUUUAAUGGUUGAAGUCUACAUGAAGUUUAUUCUUUAGUCAUGGAGAUAAAGACAUCCCCGAAGUCUUGGAUUGAAAGCAUCUUCAAUAAAAGAGAAUGUGCAAAAAUCAUUACUAGUUCUAAAGAUCCACACAGAUGUCCUGCUGGAUGUCAGGUAUGCCAGAACUUAAUCAGAUGCUGUUGUGGCCGGCUGAUUGGAGAUCAUCCUGGGAUAGAUUAUAGUUGUCCUGCUUAUCAGUCUGUCGGAGAGAGUAAUGAUGAAGAAUGGUGUGUCCAAAAACACACACAGAUAAGUCCCACUGAUGCAUAUGGUACUAUCAAUUUCCAAGACGGUGAUCACACUUACCAUGCCAAGUAUGUUAGAAUCUCCUACGAUAGCAAGUCAGACCAGCUGUUACAUCUGAUGGUGAAAGAGUGGCAGAUGGAACUGCCAAAGCUAGUGAUCUCUGUUCAUGGAGGCAUCCAGAACUUCAAGCUUCCGUCUAAGGUCAAACAAGUUUUCAGCAAAGGACUGAUCAAAGCUGCUGAGACUACAGGAGCGUGGAUAAUUACUGAAGGCAUCAACAGUGGAAUUUCAAAGCAUGUGGGAGAUGCACUGAAAGCUCAUGCCUCUCAGUAUCUGAGAAAGAUUUGGGCUGUUGGAAUUCCUCCUUGGGGUAUCAUUGAGAACCAGAGAGACCUCAUUGGUAAAGAUGUGGUUUGCCUAUAUCAGACUCUUGGUAAUCCUCUCAGCAAGCUGAGCACCCUCAACAGUAUGCACUCCCAUUUCAUACUGGUGGAUGAUGGGACAGUGGGAAAAUAUGGCAACGAGAUGAUGCUCAGGAGGAGUCUAGAGAAAUACAUAUCCCUUCAGAAAAUACACACUCGAAUGGGCCAAGGUGUACCAGUGGUUGGGCUGGUAGUGGAAGGAGGCCCAAAUGUGAUCCUUAUGGUUUGGGAGUAUGUAAGAGACACUCCAGCUAUCCCAGUGGUGGUCUGUGAGGGCACAGGCAGAGCUGCAGAUCUCCUGGCUUUUGCACACAAGCACACAGCAGAUGUGGGGGAGUUGCGCCCUCAGCUGAAGGAGGAGAUAUUAGUAACGAUUCAAAACACCUUUAAUCUUGGGCAGAAACAGUCCCGUCAUCUAUUUCAGAUUCUGAUGGAGUGUAUGGAGCACAGAGAAUCUAUAACGAUAUUUGAUGCGGAGUCAGAGGAACAGCAGGACAUUGAUCUGGCAAUCCUGACAGCACUCUUGAAAGGUACAAAUAUGUCUGCCCCGGAUCAGCUAAAUUUGGCAUUGGCUUGGAAUAGACUUGAUAUUGCCAAGAAACAUAUAUUAGUUUAUGGACAGCACUGGAAGGUUGGCUCCCUAGAACAAGCAAUGCUGGAUGCUUUAGUGAUGGACCGGGUGGAUUUUGUGAAACUGUUAAUAGAGCAUGGAGUGAAUAUGCACCGUUUCCUUACAAUAUCUCGACUGGAAGAACUCUACAACACAAAACAAGGACCAACAAACCUUCUUCUGCACCAUAUCGUUCAAGACGUAAAACAGAACACCCUUUCCUUGGACUAUAAGAUAUCACUGAUUGAUAUUGGGCUAGUUAUAGAGUACCUGAUUGGUGGAGCUUACCGGAGCAGCUAUACAAGGAAACAUUUCAGAGUUCUAUACAACAGCCUCUACAGAAAAUGCAAGCGAGUGGUCCCCAGCUUUUCUCAAGGCUUUUCUCAUCAUUCCCUUCAUCAGACUAAUCAGAUGGGUAGCACAGUUGGAUCUGCUGAAAACACUUUGCAUUCCCAGUUCAUCCGAACAGCACAGCCUUACAAAUGCAAGGAAAAGUCAACUGCUUUUCGAAAGUCUAAAAAGAAGUCAAAAGAUGAACUCAGCCUUUCAGAGGAUCAUGACUCUGCUGGCUUUAUUUACCCCUAUAAUGAUCUUUUGGUUUGGGCAGUGUUAAUGAGAAGGCAGAAGAUGGCAAUGUUCUUCUGGCAGCAUGGAGAAGAGGCCAUGGUCAAGGCUGUUGUGGCUUGCAAACUCUACAGGGCAAUGGCACACGAAGCUAAGGAGAGCAAUAUGGUGGAUGACACCUCAGAAGAACUGAAGAAGUACUCAAAUGAAUUCGGGCAACUUGCUUUAGACAUACUAGAUAAUGCAUUCAAACAAAAUGAGCAGAUGGCUAUGAAGCUGCUGACCUAUGAGCUGAAAAACUGGAGUAACUCAACUUGCCUAAAACUGGCUGUGUCAGUGGGGCUACGGCCCUUUGUGUCUCACACUUGCACACAGAUGUUGCUGACUGACAUGUGGAUGGGUUGUCUAAAAAUGCGGAAAAACUCAUGGUUUAAGGUCAUUCUAAGUAUUCUUCUUCCUCCUACUAUUUUGAUGCUGGAGUUUAAAAGCAAAGCAGAAAUGUCUCAUGUGCCCCAGUCCCAGGACACAUGGCAUCUUGGUGAUCAGAGCCUAUCUAGCCCUAAAGAUGCAAUGUCUCUGGAAUAUGAUGCUGAAAAGGGGCCCGAGAAAUUGGAUGAAAGCCAUACAUUUACCACCAGCAGUGGGCAGGGAAACCUUCCUGGUACUAGAAAAGUCUAUGAAUUCUACAACGCUCCAAUUGUCAAGUUCUGGUUUCACACGAUGGCGUAUGUGGCUUUUCUCAUGUUGUUCACUUACACUGUGCUAGUGAAAAUGGAACCCAGGCCCAGCGUGCAAGAAUGGCUUGUAAUCAUCUACAUUUUUACCACUGCUGUUGAGAAAGUCAGGGAGACUUUUGUUAUUGUUUUCCUUUCUUGUCAGGUAUUUAUUUCAGAGCCAGGAAAGUUCAAACAAAAGGUGAAGGUGUGGAUUUACGAAUACUGGAACUUUACCGAUUCGAUAGCUAUCAUCCUGUUCAUGACUGGUUUUGGCUUGCGCUGGGCUGAUCCUCCUGUUCAGACUGCAGGAAGGCUAAUUUACUGCUUGGAUAUCAUAUUCUGGUAUACGCGGCUCCUUGACUUCUUUGCUGUGAAUCAGCACGCGGGUCCAUAUUUAACAAUGAUUGGGAAAAUGACAGCAAACAUGUUCUAUAUAGUGAUUAUGAUGGCCAUAGUGUUGUUGAGCUUUGGGGUGGCACGAAAAGCGAUCCUGUCUCCAAAGGAGUCUCCUUCUUGGACUCUGGCACGAGAUAUAGUGUUUCAGCCUUACUGGAUGAUGUUUGGUGAGGUCUAUGCUGGAGAAAUAGAUGCUUGUGAAUUAGAUGAAGACUGUCCUCCAGGCUCGUUCCUCACACCAUUCCUCCAGGCUGUGUACCUCUUUGUACAGUACAUCAUCAUGGUCAACUUGCUGAUUGCUUUCUUUAAUAAUGUUUAUUAUGAUAUGAAAGCCAUAUCAAACAAGCUCUGGAAAUACAACCGCUACCGUUACAUCAUGACAUACCAUGAAAAGCCAUGGCUGCCUCCACCGUUCAUCUUUCUGAGCCACAUUGGCCUCCUUCUAAACUGCAUCUUUCACCAUCGGCCUCCAAAUGAGCUGGAUCAAGAGGAAGGUGAUGUUGGACUAAAACUAUAUCUGAGUGAUGAAGAGUUAAAGAAACUUCAUGAUUUUGAGGAGCAGUGUGUGGAGAAAUAUUUUCACGAGAAGAAUGAAAACCUGAAUUCUAGUGACAGUGAAAGGAUCCGUUUGACAACAGAAAGGGUGGAGGGGAUGUUUUUACAGCUAAAGGAAGUUCAUGAGAAGGUCUUUUACAUCAAGGAAUCUUUAUUUUCCCUGGACAGCCAGUUAGGACAUCUGCAAGACCUUUCUGCCUUGACUGUUGAUACCUUGAAAGUCAUUUCUGCUGUAGAUACCUUGCAGGUGGAGAAGGCCCUGCUGUCUCACCCAAAGUACCAAACAUGUAGAAAGCUUCCGCAUAGCUGGAGUAAUGCUAUAUAUUCGAAGACUUUGAGCAGCUUGGAAUGUUUAAGUGAUAAGAAGUACAACUACUAUAGCAUGCCACCUUCCCUUCUGAGGAGCUUGGCAAGGAGCCAGUGGCCAUCAGAGCGCUGUAGCCAUAUCUUUCAAAGUGAAGACUUUGAGGAAGCAAAGAAAGGAGGCAGCCAGCAAAAGCAAGAAAUGGAGAGUGACACUCUGACUUCUGGUGUAUCCUCUGAGAUGAAAUCAGCCCCUAGAUGUGGACAAUUUCUCUUGGUCCCUAGUGGUCAGCAGGGACCUAUUGCUUCUGAAGAAGUCCAUUUGAAUUUGUCUCUCCCAUGUACUCCUGCCAAGUACAAGGAACAGAAAUUGGUAACCAAGCAGCACUGUAACAAUGUGCUGAUGAAAAACUCACAGGAUGCCAAGCUCACUGAACAAAAACUAGAACGUUACCAGACGAAACAGUGGGACUCCAUUAUUCAGGUAUCAGCGGAGGAGGAUAAUGGGAUUGUAGUGGAUCACUCUAUGAGCCUGGAGCCGUCUCCCAUUGCCAGUGACACCUUACUGCCCUUGUGCACCUAUACGAAGGAAGAUAGGGUUGGUUAUAUAAACUGGGGCUUUUCGGAAGGGGAUGAAAAAGGGGUUUUCAUCCAUGAGAAAAAACAGCAAUCCUGUAUGCAUUCCACCUAUAACAGUGACUGCAACUGCACUAGUAAUCAGCCCCAACAUGUCCAGAUAAAAGAAUCUAAGUCCUUCUCCUACAAUUCAGACAAAUCAGGGUAUAGCAGUGACACCCCAGUGUCUCAGCUCCGGCGCAGUACCUCCUUCUGGAUCAACCCACUCAGGAGAGACUGGAGUUUCUACAAGAGCAGCAGUUUUCAGUCCCGCAAGGAACAGAAAGUGGAGAAGACCUGCAAAACCAAAGAGCAGUCACAUUCUUCUGAGCCUUGCAGCACUUUUGUAGGUACAAAAGCCAAGCAACAAAACAGAGACAGGAAAUCUCUGAGAGAAAAGAAGAAACCAAAACCCUUUCAGGUGCCGGUGAUUAAAGUGGAUGACUGUCCCCAGAGUAUUCAAGUCAGUUCAGAACCAACAGAGAGUAGUUUCUUGGGUGACGAAGAAAAGAACAGCAAGAACUGGCUAACCAUAUCUAAUUUCAAUCAGUUAAGUUUGGACCGCCUUAAUUGUAUGCACCAGAAAAUGAAAAAUAAAGAAACUGGAAGGCACACGGUACAAAUCUGUGACUACUUGAGGCACUCUCGAGAGGAUUUGAAUGGUAGCAUGAUUGGCACCAGAAUGAAUAAAUCAAGCAGGAACUCCUCGUUGAGAAGUUCAGAUGGAAUGGACAAAAUCUUAGCCUGCUUCAAAACAUCACAGGAUCUGCAUUAUCAUUAUUCAGCUGUUGAGAGGAACAAUCUGAUGAGGCUUGCUCAGACCAUACCAUUUACACCAAUUCAGCUCUUUGCUGGAGAGGAGGUGACAAUCUACAGACUAGAAGAAAGUUCACCUUUGAACCUAGAUAAAAGCAUGUCUUCCUGGUCACAGCAUGGGAUGGCUGCAAUGAUCCAGGUCUUAUCUCAUGAAGAGAUGGAUGGUGGCCUCCGCAGAGCCAUGAAAGUCAUUUGUACCUGGUCUGAGAAGGAUGUGUUGAAAUUGGGCCAAAUCUUCAUUGUGAAGUCUUUUCUUCCUGAUGUGGUUCAAACAUGGGAAAAGAUAUUUCAUGAUGGUACAGUGCUACACCUUUGCCUCAGAGAAAUACAACAGCAAAGGGCUGCUCAGAAACUGAUAUAUACCUUCAACCAAGUGAAGCCACAUACCAUUCCCUAUAGCCCAAGGUUUCUGGAGGUUUUCUUAUUAUACUGCCAUUCAGCCAAUCAGUGGUUGACCAUAGAGAAAUACAUGACGGGCAAGUUCCGCAAAUACAAUAAUAACAAUGGGGAUGAGAUUACUCCUGGUAAUUUGCUGGAGGAGAUGAUGUUGGCCUUCUCUCACUGGACUUACGAGUAUACCCGGGGGGAACUCCUUGUCCUGGAUUUGCAAGGUGUUGGGGAAAAUCUUACCGAUCCAUCUGUUAUUAAACCUGACCACAAGCGAUCUGGAGGCAUGGUAUUUGGACCGGCAAACCUAGGAGAAGUUGCAAUUAAAAACUUCAUUGCAAAGCACCACUGCAACUCCUGCUGCAGGAAACUUAAACUUGCCGAUUUAAGGAGAAAUGACUACACACCUGGAGGGCUCAAUCCAUCUUUCAUAGCAGAGACAGACACAAUUGCAAGAACAACUAAAGAGGAUGGUGAAGACGAUGAACCUCUGGAGUAUUACACCCGAUUGUGAUGCAGGAUAUCUUCUGGUUUCCUGAACACGAGAUAAUUCUGACAGGACAAAAUAAAUAAGCAUGAAAUUUCUCCAUGCUCAGAAUUGGCGCAUCUUAAGAACAUGGGGACCACAUUUCUUUUUCAAGAGAAACUUUAGUUAUUCACCUUUAAUAAACUAGUGUUUUUCAUUCUGAUACUAGUCAGUAAGUUGGCUGAUAAAGGUGACUGUUUGGUUUCUUAUGUACUUUUUGUUUUACAGUGCCUUAUCUGAAAAUCUGAUAAAGCCAAAUGCUAGUCGUUGAGGGGAAAAAUGGGAUUGAUUUUUUUUUUUUAAAUAUAUUUCCAGAGUACGAAUUACAUGAUACUUAUCUGCCUGGUAUUUAAUCUGCUCCCCACAUUCAAUAAAAUAAAGUAUGUGUGUGUAAAUAGUUACUUAUCAGAUGCACAGUCUAUGAAUCUCCUUGCAUUGGAAGAUCUUAAGGAAAUUAAGAAAUUGUUGCCUUUUUCAAUGACACUAAAGUGAACAGAAGUUCAGUUGAUAUAAUGGAUAUUUGGGAAAGGUUUGCACUACAUGAUAAGAACCCACUUUUGCAUUCCUUUCACAACCAGAAAUCUCACUGAAGUUAAGCAAUGGAGAAGUGGACCUGGACCACUAGUAUAAUAGAACUGCACUAUUUUCCAUUUUGUAAUAGGUGGGAAAGUACAUAAUACUUUUUUACAUCCUAAAUGUUAGAACCUUUUACUUUAGUUUGGUCUUUCUUGAAAAUAUUAUAUCUUCAAAAACAGAUCUCAGUUUAAAUUUUAAGGUGCAGUAAAAACUUCAAAAGGCCAAAUGAAUAAAUAGAAUUUUUAUUUUUGCUAUUUAGUGAACAUUGUAGAUACAGGGCUUUUAUCCCAGAGUUUGAAUUAAUAAGUUUAUAGGUACAUUUUCUUUUAGUUUUUUAUUGAGAUCCAAGAUUAGACAUGAAUCCUACAGAGUCUUACGCAAGUUCCUAAAUUUAUGCACUGAGAUUUCAGUGGAAUUGCGUGAAGCAC